UCCAUAGCACACACAGUCUGAUUCUCUUCUUUUACAAAUUAGGUUGUGAGUAUCUCAAUCCAUUUGUUGUUUCUUCUUUUACUUAGAAUAGAGAUGGAGAACUAUGAAAUGGAGGGCCACAAGCCAAUUUCAUCAUUUCAAUUGUUACAAAAGACUAUCCUUGGUGACACUAGCAGCUCCCAACCUCCUAUCAAUAACCCUCCAACAAUGAAUGAAGUUUCUUGUGUUUCCUCUGUCGAUUCUAGAUCAAAACUAGUUGAACAAUUCCCUGAAGGAAAACCUAGUGAUAUGGCACUUAAUUAUGACCAAUACAUGAAGGAUCUUAAAAAGCAAAGGAGAAUCACAUCAAAACGAGUUUCUUCUCUAAGAUCUAGGCUCAAGAAGAAAAUCUUUUUGGCCAAUUUAGAAGUUCAAGCCACAACUUUGGAGAACCAAUUGGCCAGACUUAAAUCACUAGAGGCUUUCCACCAAAAUCAGAAGCAAAUGAUGAUGGUGGAAGAACAUGCAUUGUGUCAGGAAAUUGAAUUUCUUGAGAAAGAGAAAUUACUCAGAGAUGUUGAAGAUGAGAAGAACAUUCGUGAAGCGAAUAGGCUGAAGGAACUCCAGAUAAAGAAAAAUGAGCAAGUGGAAUCAUGGUUGCUGAAUAGAAAACAUGUUGUGUCUGAUGAUCAAAUGUCAAAUUGUUAUGCAAACUCAUAUCAAGUCACAGGAAAUGGAGUGGAGACUCCGUACAUACCACCACAAUCAAGUCAAAUGUGGAUAUAUGGUAUUCCAAACAUGGAUGAAACAUUUGUGACUCUGCCCAACUUUAUGGGAUCGAUGGAUCAGAGGAAUCAUAUAAGCAAUGAAUAUGCUUCGAAUCCUAACCUUAAUUAGCCAUCACUUUUCAUGAAACUUAGGGCUGUUUGCAUAGGAUUGUCAUUUGGUGGUUCAUCUCAUGUUAUGCUUGUUUUUAAAACAUUUUGGCUAUGUUGCGAGAAUCAAUUUCCAGUUUUACAACUUUGAAUUUGUGACUUGAAAUUUGUAUGGUUGGUUGCGUCUCUCAUGAGAACUAAUACAUUUAUAAUUGUGGUUCCUAGAAGUGGUUGUGGCCCACAGUCACAAAUAACAUCUUUUAAUGAUAAUUGCAGGAUUU
This is a messenger RNA of Cajanus cajan (pigeon pea), 1135 nucleotides long. RefSeq lists its product as uncharacterized. Gene Ontology annotation, biological process: positive regulation of DNA-templated transcription. The record is from RefSeq and is a predicted model, not a curated record. Lineage: Eukaryota; Viridiplantae; Streptophyta; Magnoliopsida; Fabales; Fabaceae. Gene Ontology annotation, cellular component: nucleus. Gene Ontology annotation, molecular function: DNA binding; DNA-binding transcription factor activity.